UGCCCAGCGCCACGGUCAUAUUUCUUGCCUCAAACCUAUCACAUUGCCACUCGUGACGGUCGCUGCGCGGUCCGCGACAUAGCGCCAACUCAUGCCCAUCGCUUCUCCAAAAACAAAUCCACGGUCACUACGCGACGAGAUGCUAAGUCGCGCAUCGCUUCGCGAGAAAAUGCUCAGGAGGCCAUCGCUCCGCGAGAUAAUGCCGGGUGGAGCAUCGCUCCGCGAGAAAAUGCACGGGCGGCCAUCGCUCCGCGAAAAAAAAAAAGUGCCCGGGUCCCGUCGCUUCGCGAGAGUAUGCCUGGGCGGCCAUCGCUGCGCGAAAGAAUGCCUGGCCGCCCAUCGCUGGGACCCGAACCCACCGCAUGGGACAGGGGCGUGGGUUCGAAUCCCACUCUCGUCAAAUAGCUUUUUGUAGAUCCUUUCCGCGUCGAAAUCGGCCCAGAAACGGGCGACAUACGAAUUUUACAGUGUUCGACAUGAUUUGGGUGAAGGCGGAAGACUGGUGAUGAUGUAGCUUGAGUGAGCUGAAGAUCGGCGGUUUGGGGGAAGAGAAGCAGAUCAAGAGGCUACAGAUUCAGCGUAGCAUCGUCAUUCGGGGU
This is a messenger RNA of Schizophyllum commune H4-8, 599 nucleotides long. RefSeq lists its product as uncharacterized. The transcript is spliced from 2 exons. Lineage: Eukaryota; Fungi; Basidiomycota; Agaricomycetes; Agaricales; Schizophyllaceae. The coding region runs from base 92 to 415 and encodes 107 amino acids. The record is from RefSeq and is a predicted model, not a curated record.